This is a messenger RNA of Coregonus clupeaformis (lake whitefish), 1822 nucleotides long. RefSeq names its product MOB kinase activator 3C-like. The transcript has 4 exons. Bases 422 to 1177 code for a protein of 251 amino acids. Gene Ontology annotation, biological process: positive regulation of protein phosphorylation; signal transduction. NCBI's taxonomy places the organism in Eukaryota, Metazoa, Chordata, Actinopteri, Salmoniformes, Salmonidae. Gene Ontology annotation, molecular function: protein kinase activator activity. Gene Ontology annotation, cellular component: cytoplasm; nucleus. The record is from RefSeq and is a predicted model, not a curated record.
AUUUGUAGGUCUUCCAUUCACACACACGCACAGAUACAGCAGGGGCCUAGCAGACAAAGUCAGGAUGUGACAUUCACUCACAGGAAGAGAAGCCAAACAACUUUUUUUCAGCUUUUUUGGCUACGCUGCUGUGUCGCUGGCUGCUGAGUGAAGUUGGAGCCUCAAGGUCUGUUGGUGGCUGGGAAGGAGAGUGUAUCCAUAGGAUCCGGAGAGGGACAGAUCUGCCUGGAUCGUUGUCCAGAGGGAGUUAAAGUAAAGGGGGCUGACCACGGAACUCUCCUUGGCCUUCCAAAGACUCCCCACAGCAUUCCAAGCCGUCCACACUGGGACCCCAGCCAGAGACAAGUCCCUGCAUUCCCAUCCGUCCCCAAUGUAGAGGUCACUGCCCUCUGAAUAGCAAGAACUUAACCUGAACAAACGUAUGUUUGUGAAACCUGUCCAAUCCCCUCUCAGGAACACCCCCCCCCCACACACACACACACACACACACUGUCCAUUAGGCCCACACCUCACCAUAAAGUCUACCAUUAAGACAAUGGCUCUCUGUCUCGGACAAGUCUUCAGCAAAGACAAAACGUUCAGGCCUCGGAAGCGCUUCGAGCCUGGGACCCAGCGCUUUGAACUGUACAAGAAGGCCCAGGCCUCUCUGAAGUCCGGCCUGGACCUGAGGAAAGUGGUCCAGCUUCCCGAUGGAGAGAACAUCAACGACUGGAUCGCCGUGCACGUGGUGGACUUCUUCAACCGCAUCAACCUAAUCUACGGCACGGUCAGCGAGUUCUGCACCGAGCGCACCUGCCCCAUCAUGUCCGGGGGCCUGCGCUAUGAGUACCGGUGGCAGGACGGAGAUGACUACAAGAAGCCCACCAAGCUGCCCGCCUUGAAGUACAUGAACCUGCUGAUGGACUGGAUCGAGACCAACAUCAACAACGAGGACAUCUUCCCCACAAGAGUAGGUGUUCCUUUCCCUAAGAACUUCCAGCAGGUGUGUAAGAAGAUCCUGAGCCGACUUUUCCGGGUCUUUGUGCACGUCUACAUCCACCACUUUGACAGCAUCUGCAGCAUGGGCGCCGAGGCUCACAUCAAUACCUGUUACAAACACUACUACUACUUCAUCUCUGAGUUCAGCCUCAUCGAGCACUCAGAACUGGAGCCCCUGGUGAGGAAGGAGGUGUGGUGAGGGCAAUGACAGAGAAGAUCUGUAACUAAACCACUUCGACAAUGGCGUUUACAUCAUUUCAGCAUUCCCUGAGGCCUUCAAGAGACCCACAGCUUCAAUACAACCGAACACUCAAACCAAAGGACAGUUAAAUGGAUUUUGAGUGGAUUUGAAGAACUAAAGUCUUAUCCAUCCCAAGCAUUACGUUUGUUCAUAAAGUGAAAUUUUCAGCUAAUAGGCUAUAUGUUUUAUGAAAAAGGACUGUUCUGCUUCCUAUAGUGCUGUGACCUGAUGUAGCACUCCAGUCUUCUGAGCUUUAUUGUAGUAACUAUUGUUUUUUUGGUACUUUUUAGUAAUAUAGUUUUUUGUGCAUGUUCUUGACAUCAUCAACUUUGGAAAUGUUUGCAGAUUCGAGGUGUUUGAGCCAUUUUGUGACAGACGGAAGGUCACAACCAUAGAGAUAGAUAGAGGACUCAUCUUUGUAUCUGUGCAAUUAUAGUGUCUGUGACAGCAUGGGCAUUGAGGCUGUCUCCAUUUUGAAGUAGUACAUUUUCUUCUUCACGAUUGGGUGAUCCCGCCUGAUGACCCGAUUGGACAUGACUCCAACAGGGUCACCUGGAGGGAUCAACCAAUGAAGUUGGAAGUCCCGCCCAGUUGACCACAUUA